AUGGAAAAAGAUAAAGAUGGUGAUCGAAAACAAGAAGAAACUUCACCUAUGAAAUCACCUAGAACACCACGUCGAUUUUAUAGACGAAGUCAAGGUCAAUCUUCACGGAGUACACCAUACCAGCCUGUACCAUGGCAAGGUACACCACGGCAGUCUAGAACACUUCGAACGAUUCAGAUUGAAACGUCACAGUCUGAGUCGUCGCAAUCUGAAUGGCAUACUCCACCGUCGGGAUCUGAAAUAGAUCCGUCUGAAACGUUACAAUCUAACAUACAACGGGCUGGACCAUCGCAGACUGUACCACAACCGUCUACACCAACACAGCGAUCUAUACCACUACAGUAUUUACCAUGGCAAUCUGCGCCACAGCAGACUGUAUCACGGCAGUUUGCACCACCGCAGACUCUACAAUGGCGGUCUGCACCACCGCAGAUUAAAUCACGGCGGUUUACACCAUUGCGGCCUAGAUCGCGGCAACCAUGGCAGUAUACACCAAUGCAUUCUCAUCGAUGGCAGCAUCCAACGUGGCACCCUGCAACAAUGCAGCCCGAACAAACUGCAAUAUGGCAGCAUGAAUUACAGCAAACUGAAGCAUGGCGGACUGUAAGAUACCAGCCUAGAAGACUAUUGCAGUCUCUAUCACAGCAGCAUGCACCAUCGCAACCUGAAGGAUGGCAGCCUCCACCACAACAAACUGAAGGAUGGCAGCAUCCAUCACAGCAAACUGAAGGAUGGCAGCAUCCAUCACAGCAAACUGAAGGAUGGCAGCAUUCAUCACAGCAAACUGAAGGAUGGCAGCAUCCAUCACAGCAAACUAAAGGAUGGCAGCAUCCACCAUACCAAACUGAAGGAUGGCAGCAUCCACCAUACCAAACUGAAGAAUGGCAACCUCCACCACAGCAAACCGAAGUGUGGCAACCUGGACCAUCGCAGCCUGGACCAUCGCAGCCUGGACCAUCGCAGCCUGGACCAUCGCAGCCUGGACCGUCGCAGCCUGGACCAUCGCAGCCUGGACCAUCGCAACCUGGACCAUCGCAGCCUGGAACAUCGCAGCAUGAAUCAUCACUGAUUGUAACAUAUGAGCCUGACGUAUCGCAGCCUGGACCAUCGCAGCCUGAAAGAUACUACCUUACACCGCGGCCAUCGAGGUCUAGAAUGCUGCGGCGUGGAUCAUCGUUAAGUAGAUUACAACAGUCUGAACGAGAGAGACCUGUACGACGAAGUCAAAGUUUAAAACGAGGAUAUGAAGAAGUAAAGGACUAUUCUACAAAAGUGAAGACUGAUAAGGAUUCUCCUCCUUAUAAACGACCGACAAAGCAAAGUAGAAUAGGAACAGAAGAAGAGACUUGUAAAUUCGACAAUACUUGUAAAGAAAUUACACUUCUGGCAAAUUAUUUCAAGGUACUAUCUCCUGUAAACUGGACUCUUUAUCUAUAUAAUGUUGAAUUUACUCCACCAGAAAAUCGUGUCUAUAUGCGUAAAGGUUUAAUUAAACUUUAUAAAAAAUCAUUUAAUGUAUUUAUUUAUGAUGGUCAUGUACUAUAUUUACAUGAACGUUUACCUAAUAUGACUCUCCCAACAAAAAAAACAUCUGAUGAUGAAGAUGUUACAGCAAGUAUAAGAUAUAUUGGAAUAGUGGAUACAAGGGAUCGACAUUAUUUGCAAUUUUUCAACAUAAUAAUGAGGAAAUGCUUAGAACAUUUAAAGCUACAAUUGGUUCGUCGUAAUUAUUAUGACCCAAUAGAUAAAAAACGAAUUGAUCACUAUAAAUUGGAAGUGUUGUCAGGUAUCUUCACAUCUAUUAGACAACAUAAAGAAAACAUUCUUAUGUGCGUGGAUAUAACUCAUAAAAUUAUGCGUCUGGAUACACUUUUAGACAUUUGGUAUAAUUGUAAAAGAAAAAAGUCGGACAGUAAAACAAAAAUUCAACAAAUGUUUUGUGAAGAAGUCAUAGGAUGUAUUGUACUUACUGAUCACAACAACAAUACGUAUCGGAUCAGGGACGUUGAUUUCACACUAACUCCAAUGGAUACAUUUAUACUAUCAAAAACGGGAGAAUCCAUAAGAUUUAAGGAUUACUAUCAGAAUAGAUAUAAUAUAACUUUAAAAAAAAUAAAACAACCUAUGCUCCUUGCAGAAGGGAAACAAAAAACACGUAAUCUACCAAGUCAAAGGGAAAACUUAGUUUAUUUAAUUCCUGAAUUGUGUCGUGCAACAGGUUUGACGGAUAGUAUGCGAAAAAACUUUAGUAUGAUGACAGCAUUAUCUUUACAUACACGAAUUGUUCCUGAAAAGAGAAUUAAAAAAUUAAUGGCAUUUAAUAAAAAGCUUCAUGAUAAAUCAGAAGCUCUAAACGAAUUAAAGCAAUGGGACUUACAAUUAGAAAAUAAAUUGGUUGAAAUACAAGGACGUAAAUUACCUAUGGAACAGAUAUGUUUUCAUGAUAAUGAUAAUAUAUAUGCAGGAGAACAAGGAAAUUGGAAAAUUAAUCCUUUAGUUUCUACUAUAAAAUUGGAUAAAUGGAUGGUACUCUGUGAGACUGAAUGUAGAGAUAAGUGGCAGGAAUUCUUGGAAAUUCUUAAAUUUGAAGCAAAAAAAAUGAGAUUUGAAAUAUCAUAUCCAAAUAUUUCUUGUUUUAAGACAGAAAUAGAUCUUAAUAUGGAGAUAGAGAAUGUCGCAAAGGCAACUGCUUUACAAUUAGUUGUUUGUGUUGAUUCGAAGAUUUCUUAUAAUAACUAUACUAUUCUAAAAAAGAAAUGUUGCGUUGACCGGCCAAUCCCAUCACAGAUGAUUAUUAUGAAGAAGAGGAAAGCAAAUUUGUUGUUAUCUAUAGCUAGGAAAAUAGCUAUUCAAAUAAAUUGUAAACUUGGUGGAGCUCCGUGGUAUGUCAAUAUACCACUUAAGGGAUUAAUGGUGAUUGGUUUUGAUGUUUGUCAUGAUAAACGUAGGAAAGAUUGUGAUUUUGGUGCUACAGUUGCUUCUUUAGAUAGUAACUUAAGCAGAUAUAUUAGUGCUGUAAGUAAACAUAAAAAAGAGGAGGAAUUAUCCAACGAUAUAGCUAGUCAUAUUUGUAAGUUUAUAUCAGCAUAUCUAGAUAAUAAUGGCAAUAGAUAUCCUGAAUAUAUUAUAAUUUAUCGCGAUGGUGUUGGCGAGGAUCAACUAGAAUUAGUUUAUAAUCACGAGGUAAAAAAAAUAAAGGAGAAACUUGAUGAAAUAUAUAAAGACAUGCCAAUAAAGAUGGCUUUUAUAAUCGUUACUAAACGGGUGAAUACUCGAAUUUUUUAUAACGAUGAUAAUCCGCCAUGUGGUACAGUUGUGGAUAGCGUGAUUACUAGUGCAGUAAAACGUGAUUUUUUUAUCGUAUCCCAACACGUUCAACAGGGUACUGUUACGCCAACAUUGUAUACUAUAAUUUACGAUACUCUUGAUCUCAAUAUCGAAAUGAUUCAACAACUCACAUACAAGCUCACCCAUAUGUAUUACAACUGGGCCGGUGUUAUAAGAGUACCAGCUCCUUGUCAAUAUGCACAUAAGCUUGCAUAUUUAGUAGGUGUAUAUAUACAUCAAGAACCAAACGUUGACAUGGAGAAUCUUUUAUAUUAUUUGUAAUUUCGAAUCUCCAUUUCUAUUAUUUAUAUAAGAACACACAGUAUACGUAUAACAUAUAUACAAUAUGUGUGUAAAAAUUAAUGAGAUUGGUUCUAUAAAAAUAUUUAUAGAUUACUUAAUGAAAAAUAUACAUUAUCGUCUUUAAAAUAGUUACUCCGACAAACUAUGCACCAUCUAAGGCAUUGCUCCCAUUUCUAGAAACAGUGCUGGAAUUUUUUUACUGGAACUGCUUUCAAUCGAUUCAUUUACUUGAACGUCA
Messenger RNA from Vespula vulgaris, 3868 nucleotides. Its product is annotated as piwi-like protein Siwi. Gene Ontology annotation, cellular component: P granule. Bases 1 to 3609 code for a protein of 1202 amino acids. The record is from RefSeq and is a predicted model, not a curated record. Lineage: Eukaryota; Metazoa; Arthropoda; Insecta; Hymenoptera; Vespidae. The transcript is spliced from 10 exons. Gene Ontology annotation, biological process: regulatory ncRNA-mediated gene silencing. Gene Ontology annotation, molecular function: piRNA binding; protein binding.